Xyrichtys novacula (pearly razorfish) is the source of this 21925-nucleotide messenger RNA. The record is from the annotation of a GenBank genome assembly. Lineage: Eukaryota; Metazoa; Chordata; Actinopteri; Labriformes; Labridae.
GACUCGGUCCUCGGUCUGUGGGCGGGGCUUCACAGCUGUCAGGGCAAAAGAGGGAUAUUUGUAACUACACACGGCAGUGCUGCAGGGGUCCGGUGAAAGGGGGCCAGGUUAUGCUUGGAGUUACAUGUACAGUUAGUUUAUAGUUUUGACCGAUAUUUUCACAGAUAUGUCGCGGAUAUUAAAACUUCUCCACAGAAAUUUGCGGAGAGAUCUGACCGCGUGUCGAGGAGUUGCUGGAGUUCCUUUGAGGACCAUCAGCUGUACCUCAAGAAAACAAGCUGAGGAAGGGUGAGAAAGCUGCAUCUGCUUCAAAUUUACACUCCUGCUAGAUUGACUCUUUGUUAAACACGCUUUGGAUUUGACGCAUAAUCGUGUAAAACAGCAUUUCAAUUGCUUUUAAUUCGCUUUAAACUUUCACUUACAUGCAAAUAGAUGUUUGUGUACUACGGUGGCCGAGAACCGCCACUGCUGCAAAUAAAAAAGAAUGCAAAAAAUAAAAAAUAAAAAGAAGCUACAAAGGAGGUUACCAAUGAAAAAAAGAAACUGAAGCCCACUGCAAAUAAAAAAAGAAACGUUGCACAUUUUAAAAAAGGCCCAGCGGAAGUUACUGACACACAAAAAAAAGUGGUGAUGAAAACAUGUACAUGACUUGUAGAAUUAUUAAUUUUGGACGUUGAAUCAACUUUGUUGUACAUCAGAGCUUUUUUUAUGUGCAUUGAAAAACCACGGUGGCCGAGAACCACCACUGCUGCAAAAAAAAAAGAUUGUAAAAAAAAAAAGGAACUGUUACGAAAGUUACUGAUGCAAAAAAAGAAACCAAAGCCCACUGCAAAUAAAAAAGAAACAGUGCAGAUAAAAAAAAACUAAGGAAGUUAAUGAUGCAAAAAAAAAGGUGAUGCAAAAAAAAAAUUCUAAUGCAAAAAUAAAAGGAUGCAAAUUAAAAAAGCCACAACGGAAAUUAAUGACGCAAAAAAGUGGUGAUGCAAAAAAAGAAUUCUUACUGCAAAAAUAAAAUGAUGCAAAUAAAAAAAGCCACAACGGAAGUGAGCUGCCGGGGACCAAUAAUGAUGUUGCACCGGUGUUUUACGAUCUAGGCACAUAAAACGAAGGCGAGAAGACGAGCAAAUAAGUUAGUGGAAAUGUUAUUGUUUAAUUUCGCUUUGUAAACUUUUUAAUGUGUCAUUUGGUUAGACCAUGUUGCGCCUGAGUCGAAAUGGUGCUCCAUCACUAUUGGUCCCCGGCAGCUCACUACUGUUGUGGCUUUUUCUGUUUGCAUCCUUUUAUUUUCACAGUAAGUAACUUUUUUUUGCAUCUCCACUUUUUUUUUCGUAUUGUUAACUUGUGGCUUUUUUUAAAUAUCUGCACCGUUUCUUUUUUAUUUGCAGCAGACUUUGGAUUUGUUUGUUUUUUUUGCAUCGGUAACUUCGGCUGUGGCUUCUUUUUUUGCAUUUUUUUUUAUUUGCAGCAGUGGCGGUUCUCAGCCACUGUAUGUACACCUUUUGCAACUAAAUUGACUUUGCAUAACAUGGUCAACACAGAGACAUCUAUAGUGGCAGACAUUUUUAAGCUGUUGCACGUUGUAAACAGGUUGCAGAGGUGCACACCUGCAUGUAAAUGCUGUGAUUGUUCACCUGCAGCCUCUUCUCUCCCUGUUCUGCUCUCCUACAGUGAUGCAUCCACAGUUUUGGGCAAAAGAUGGAAGGACACUGCAGAGACGGUCAUCAUCGGAGGUGGAUGUGUUGGAGUCAGCUUGGCCUAUCACCUGGCUAAAGCUGGUAUGAAGGAUGUGGUGCUGCUGGAGAAGUCAGAGCUGACAGCUGGAUCCACCUGGCACGCUGUAGGUCCAAGAAGUGCCUCUUUUAUUUUAAAUAUGGGUCCAAAGGGUCUUUCUCUUUUCACUACACUUUAACACACCAUAUGCCUUUAAAAACAGGUGAAACAUACUGUGAUUUGUAGAUUUUCAGUAUGAUUAUUGGAUGUCAAGGCCAGAGGUGUUAUGUCACCAGAUUGUUUGUUUUGUCCAAGCGAUGGUCCAAGAUCCAAGUUUAUUCAGGUCAAAGCAACAUUUUGCUGAAUGUCACUAAAGAUAAGGAAAAGCAGCCAAAACUUCCAGUUUAAAGGCUGAUUUAGGUGAAUAUUUAGCAGUUUCAGCUAUCUAUUCAAUAAUCAUUUAUAGCACAAUAACUCUAUGUAUUCCCUGCUACCUCAAUGUCUUGUUAGUUAUAACACUUUGAGGAUAAAAAAAAAGCACAAAUAUUGAUUUUGCUUAUUUAAAAGUUUAUUUUCUUGGUUGUAUAACACUUUAAAUUAAAAAAAGAUGAUAAAAUUGGUGAAAAAUAAUCCAAUCAAGCUCACAGGUCGGUUAAUUCAAGGGUGUUUUUUCCUCGACAGCCUCAUUUAGCUGAGGCUCAUACAGUCGUAGUUUUUCUUCGUCUAUGCGUCGGGGGCGGCUGUUACCGUAUAAGUUGAAAGGCAUCUGAGGUCUUGACCCACUUUCCCUUCACUCAUUCACACACAAGCGCCUCACUGUUACUCUAUAAAUACAUGUUUGACAUGGCAGAGGGGGGCCCUACUCUUACUCGGUUACUGUCUUCAUCUGGAAAGGAGGGGCUGCUCCCUAUCCCAGCAUGCAUUUGGUGAGAGGUAGGGUGGACUGUGCACAUGUGUUGGAAAAUGAAGCACCUGGAAGAAAUCCCACACAUGAUAGGAGACCACAGAAACUCAGCACUCCCAUAUUUUUGUUGCUAAAUAACAUAAAACAAGAGUAAAGAUAAUCGAGGAGUUUUUUACUCAGAGUGUUUUGCUGUUGAUGAGAUCAGUGUUGGGAAAUGUGGCAGUGUCAUAUUUAAGCUAUCUAAGCUAUGCAUGAGAAUGGAUAUCAGACAUGAUAUGAACCUUAUACAUAAUAAAUAUUUCAUGUUUUUGACUGAGAAUUAUAUAAAUAUAUUUUUUUCAUUUCUGCUGAUACCAGUAAUUAACAUUUUGAUAUCAUACUUAUAAUGUCGUGCCUCAUUAAAGCUCUUGUAAGGAGUAUUUUGACAUUUAUGUAAAAGACAAAAAUUCAAACUGAUGCCUACUCAAAACAAACAAAACAAUCAGUGACGAGAUUUAAGAACUUUUCAUCCUAAUUUUUUGUGACUAAAACUGGUGCUGGGGGGUAGGUGUUAGCUGAGAAGCUAAAGAACUAGUCCUGUUUUUACUGUUUCCACAUGAAAUGUUCAUAAUAAAUAAAAUAUUUGACUGUCAAAAGCUCAAACUCGUGGUGCCAAAAACUCGUUUAAAAAACCUGUGGCGACCGAGCUUUUUCGGCUGUGGCGCCCAAAUUGUGGAACAAAUUGCCACUUGAGAUUAAAACAUCCCCCACUCUUUGUACUUUUAAAUCAUGUCUUAAAAGUCAUUUUCAUUCCUUGGCUUUUAGCUCAGCAUUAGAGUUGUGUGAUCUCUGUCCUUUUAUGUCUUUUAUGGUCCUGUUUUCAGCAUUGUCUGUUCUUUUAAUUUUAUUGUGCAGCACUUUGGUAGACCUGAAUGUUUUUUAAAAUGAGCUAUAUAAGCAAAUUGGAUUGGAUUGGUCAAAAGUUGGCAGGAUGUGAAAAUUUGUCAAGAAAGAGAUAUGUAAAAACUGCUUUGACCAGAGGGGGUGCUAAAACCAACUCAAACCAAAAGUUUGACAUAGGGGCUUAAUCCAAGCUGCUAAAACGUCAUGAUGUCAUUUAGCAAAUCAAAGCAUCUUUAUCUAUGUCGAACCAGUAAAGGAUUACCACCAACCUCUGCGCUUUUUGCCUUUUAAGCACAUUUGAGCCCAGCAACCAUCAUGUUUUAGUACGCUCUUGCUACUUGCAAUAGACUUAAAAGCUCCUGUGAGGAACUAUUAAACUCUGUUGGUUGUGGCGCCCUCUGGAGGCAAAGUUGUAGCACCUUUAUUGUUGCUGAUUUUGUCAAGUCCUUUUGAAAGUGGUGUUAUUGACAAAUAAUCUCACCCUUCUGUAUUUUUACAGUGAAAUUUAUCACCUACUCUGAGCAUUUGCAUUGACUAAAUGAUGGUACCUACCCCCUCAAAAUUACCAUUCAGAAAUGUAAAAUCUUUUUCUUAAUGAUCUUGUUUGAUUUAAUGCAAUAAAAAGACAUAUCAGUCUGUAUCGUAACCCAUCAAAUACUCCUCACAGGAGCUUUAAAGGUAGAUUUUUUAAAGGAAAAACAUGCUUGCAUCCUAACUGGUGUUCAUAGCGGAGCUUACAAAUAAAGAGAUGCUUGUCAGAGGAGCUGGGGUGAAAAAAAAGGGCCAAGAGGAGAUUUUAUAUUGGAUCCACAUUCACAAGGAGAAAGUAAACAAAGCUGAAGUUUCUCUGAAACUUCUCUGUAGUUUUCCUAGUGUUUCUCUGUAACUGUUGUAUGUGUAAAUAAGGAAUUGAUUUCUUACAAAUCCCACUAUCACCUUUAAAGGUUACCACUGCCAAUGCUGUUUGUUGCAAUUUCCCACUUCCCACUUAAAUACAGCUUUUAGAGUAAAAUAUAUUUGAUUAAAAAAGGCAUUUAAAGCUCCUGUGUGGAACUUUUUUCCUUCAUGUUGAUUUUGGCGCCCCCUGUGACAAAGUAUUACUUCUUCUCUCUGUGCUUGUCUUGUCCUGUACAUGCUUAGCUGAUGUUUUCUGACAAAAAUCUCAUUCUGUCUUGCGUCCGUCAUUACCUUUGAGCACAGGAAAAGGUCACCUCACAAACUAAGACCAUUUGGAUCCAUAAUAAUCAAACUGACUGAUCACUUUAGAGCAGAUUUAAGUGUGUGAGUGUCUGAAUUUAUUAACCUCACGGUCACUUGUUCUGUGUUUUUCAGGCUGGUUUGACGACAUAUUACCAUCCCGGCAUCAACCUGAAGAAAGUCCACUAUGACAGUAUUAAAUUAUACGAGACUCUCGAGGCUGAAACUGGACAGGUGAGGCGGCUGGCUCAUCUUUUCUAACUUACAUGUGUUUGAGUUUUAUUUCUUAUCUUUGUGUGUGUUUAUGUGUGUCAAAGGCAGUGGGAUUUCAUACACCUGGUAGCGUCCGUAUUGCUGCAACUGCAGCCAGGGUGGAUGAGAUGAAGUACCAGAUGACCCGCACACACUGGCACGUGACGCCGCAGUACCUCAUUGGACCAGAGAAAGUUCAUGAACUCUUCCCUCUGCUGGAUGUCAAUAAGGUCUGUACGAACCGCGGAGACAAAACGGAAAUCUCACCAAAAGUUUCAGCUUUCUUCAGAUUGUUUUCAUGUAUAUUCAUGGUUCCAAGAAGAUACUUAACAAACCCUUUUAUGUAGUGCGACCACAGGGUGCAAACUACCCUGUACUACCAAAACUUAAUAUAAUGGACCAGUUUUCGUAACCAGUACUGCCAAAUUUAGGAAUUCAUGCUCCUCAGAAGAAGAGCAUUAUGCCAUUUGGGCUUUUUGUCUUCUUUUGCAUCUUUCUCUUUUUCGCACAAAAAUCUCCUAAAAAUUUAAAAAAGUAACAGAUUUAGAGGAACUUGAUCAGAAAUAUUCAUAGUACUUAGAGGAUACUUCACCCAUGAGGCAAAAAUGAUCCUUCGUCACAAAAAUUAGUCCCCAGAAUAUUCUUCAAAAUCCUUUUAUACAGCAUAACAACAAGGUAGAAAUUACCCCCCAGGACCGAGAUUUGCCUGAUCGAAGAGGACAGUCUCUGGAAAAAUGCUUGCAGAGUCAGGCAUUCAUGCUCCUCAGAGGAAGAGCAUUUCCCCAUUCAGUUAUCUGAUCUGGGCCUUUUUGCUGUCUUAGUCCUCUGGGUCAAAACUAUAAAUACACAAAAAAAAGUACUUCCAGGUCCAAGAAGAAAAUUUUCUUAUCAGGAGUUUGUAGCUCUUGUAUUGUCUUCAGGAUCUAACUUUUCACCAACAAAACCUCCCAAAGCUUUGGGACGUUUUGCCAGUUGUUAGAAAUUUUACCACAAAUAGUCAUGAUCCCCAGAAGAUACUUUAAGGGCCCUUGUACUUGCGCAUCAUAAAGUAAAAACUACCCUUUGCCUUCAAACUUGUCCUUACCUGAUAGGAUGAUCCCCAAAAACAGGACAGAUGUGUUCAGGCGCUCAUAACCCUGAGAGGUAGAACACUUUCCAGAUUGGACUUAAUCUGCUAAUCGUGUAUAAACCGAAAAAUAAUGGAUUUAUGAAUGUGUUGCCUGAAUUAGAUGGUUGGUCGAAGUCAUAUCAUGUUUCUUUAUGUCAAAGAUAUUGUUUUGUUUGUUGGUAAAUAAGAAAUCUGAAAUCUGUUUUCAGGUGUUAGCAGGUCUGUACACCCCAGGAGACGGCCACAUUGACCCUUACUCUCUGACCAUGGCUCUGGCAGCUGGUGCUCGUAUGUACGGAGCUCAAAUUUACAACCCAGCCCCUGUCACCAGUCUCAACCCAACCCCUGAUGGAAAGUGGGACGUCCAGACGCCUCAUGGAACCAUCAGAGCAAAUCGCAUCGUCAACGCAACAGGUCUGCACAUUAACAUUGUCAUCAUAAAUACACGCUCACAUUGAAGAUCCUGUUGUUGUUUCUUCAACCAACUACCAUAAUGUCAGAGUUGCACCAGUACCAGCAAAGUCUGCAAUGUGCAGUUUUUGUGCAACUGUGUAGCUCCUUUCUUUAUUCUAACACUAAUAGCUGUGAAGUAUAGACUCAGUACCCAGUUUAUCUAGACUUACGCCACCCACCUUCUCUGUCGCUUGUGGUCUUAAAUUCCAAUCCAAUCCAAUCUGCUUUAUUUAUAUAGCACAUUUUAAAAAAAAAUGCUGCACAGUAAAAUGAAAAGAACAAACACUACAGAAAACAUCAAGAGGAAAUAAGUAAAACCAGGUAAAAAAAACAUUUAAAAUAAAAUUAAAAAAAAAAAAAAAAAACUACAAAAGCGUAAAAAAGUAAAAGUGAUAAAAGGACCAUAAAAGACAUAAAAGGACAGAGAUCACACAACUCUCAUGCUGAACUGAAAGCCAAGGAAUAAAAAUGAGUUUUAGGACGUGAUUUAAAAAAAAAGAGUGGGAAAUUGCCACUCCAGGCUUCUUGAGGCGUCCUUUUUUGCGCGAACCAGCACUCCUCAAGGUUUAUUUGCUGUAUUGUACACAGUUGGAGUUAAAUGCAUGAUUAUAACCUCCUCCUCUGACUUCAUCUGUACCCAGCAUGCUUUGUAAAAAUAAGCAGUCACUUUCUUGUCUGAGCGCCAUCUACUGGGUAAAAAUAGAAAACACAAAAAUACCUCUCUAUCUUAUACAAGUUUAUUGGAUCCACCUGUGUACAGGACACUAAUCACUUCUUGGAAGCCAUAAAAAGGUAUCAAAGUGUGAGAAUAUUACAACUAUUUGACAGAUUUAAUAUUUUUCACAAUUAACUCACACAGAAGUAUUUCAUGCUUGUGCCUUCACAAAAACAAGCUCUGUGUCACAUUUAAGAUAUUUAUCUCCACAAACUUUACAAUAACUGAUCAAGUAAGACAUCAUUUAGAGAUUUUGGUUCCAAUUUAACUACAAGAAAAUCCCUCUUAUCCAACUUUGACUUCAGUCAUAUUUUGAUGCCGAACUUCUAUGACAGGGAACAUUUUUUUGCAGUUCUUUUUUAAAUUUAUUUUUAUUAAAUACAGAACCUGCACUGUAGUUUUUUGCAGUACUCCACAUAAUUUUCGCUGGUUGAAGACAAAAAGCAGACAUCCUCGGGUCAUUGUUCCAAAAGUCCUGUUAUCAGUGGACACCGCAGCAGAAGACCUUUGCACACACAGACUAACAACCCGUUUGAAAGAAAGUGAGUUUUAAACUCCGACUGGGUCAUACCAGUUCUGGGAGGAUUUCGUUGGCUGACACCCCUUUCAUCCCUGCUGCUUCUGCUUUUUUUAGUUGGCAGAGGUUCAGGAAUUUGCAGUGGUCUCUUCUCAGUCUCCCCUCUGUGGACGAUGUUGUGUAACAUGCAGCAAUUUGUGGGUCAUGCUCAUAAUUCUUUAGUCAUAUUUUCUUUGUAGUUUUAGAGGAAACUUCUGUGCAGCUUUAAAGUCAAUUGCAUCAAGAAGUCGCAAAAAUGCAUUUCAGAAAUAAUGCUGUGAAAGUCGUGGCAGCACAGAAAGGUCUGCUAAAAUGCUCGAGCACGCCUGAAAGCAAUGCUCUGUGGAAAGUAUCUUUAAAAUCUUUAUUGAACAAAUGUUCCAGAGCCUCAUUCACAUCCUCCGGCUCUGCAUUUUCCUCUUAAAUUUGCACACUCUGCAGUCCGGUUCAGGCCAGUAUUGUCAUGGGUCAUGUUGGCUCUUUGCCUUCUCUGUGUCCUGCAGCCAAUCCAAACAGGGCAGCAGUUCGCAUUUCAUCCAAUCUUCAAGCAGCAGCGCCUGCACACCUCCUGACACAGUCUUCUCUUCGGCUUUUUGCAGGUUUUUGUUUAUAUAGGCUAAAAGGCGUCUUUGCAUGAAUCAUUUCGUACAGUAAUACAACUUUUAAACUUUUUUGCUGCAAGUAAACCCCCUUUAUUGUAAGUUACGUUUGCAGCUUCUACAUGGGCUGCAGAAAUAUCCCUGUUGAGAUUGCAUCUAAUUUUUGAUUCUGCAACCUCAGCUUUUUUUAAACGUAUUGUGCCCAAAUUGUACCUUAAACUCAUUAUGCUGAAGAGACUGUGGUGCUGGGCUUACAUAACUCCAGCUAUCUAUAGUUAAACUUUCUCUCUGCUCUUUUUUUUCUUUCGCAUACUUCAUCUCUCCCAUUCUUCACCGCCACCCCCACAAACCUCUUCCUGAGCCUUCACCACUUCUUUUGUGUCAAUCCAAGUUCUCGUUUUCACCAAGUCCAUUCUUUCAUUGUUAAAACUCGAACCAGCCCCCUUUUUUAAUAAAUAACACCCCCUCUGUGCAAAGGCACCCUAAAUCAAGGUCAGAGGUCAUGUUUGUAGGAAUGUAACCCUCAGAGGAUCAGUUUUAAGAGAUGAGCUUUAAGACUCGAAGAGGAAAGGGAUAGUUUGGAAACAUUUUUGCAGCCUAAAGGAUGUUUAACAUAUUUUUUAAACCCUGAGUUUCCUGCCUCACGUUACUGCGGUUACAAUCACAGUUUUGCAGAGUCGAUCUGCUUCCUCGUGUCUGCAUGUUUUUUGGAUUUCUCUAUCUUCUAGCUGUUGCCUUCGUUUUAAAUAAUCAGUUGCCCUUUAUGUCCAGAGGAAAUAGAGGAUUGACUUCAGAAGUGGUUAUUUCUGUGAACUUGCUGACUCCAGUCACCACCACCCUUGGGUAACUCAGUGAAUUGCCCCUUUAUCCAGACAUUAGGGAAAACAUGUUUCUCUGUACUGCCCAGCUCCUGUCUAAACUGGCUGGAAUCUUAUCUGGAUGUUGUGUGCAUGCACCCCCACCCUCCUCCUCCUCCUCCUCCUCACUGUGGAAAUAGUUCACAUAUGGUGCACAUGCAGAAUAAAAAUAGACUUUGCAAAGUUAAUAAGCUGCAAACUUGCACGCAGUUUCACACAUUAACACUCAAACUACAACAGCUGAAGGUUGGGAUUUAUAUGAAUGUAGGUUUAAUUGUUGCAGCGGUGUUUAUGAGAGUCGGUCUUGCAACACAUGGUUGGAGAUAGCAGGGAGAUCAACAGGUCUCCAGCCGCCUCUGGCCUUACGUUUCAGGUCACAGCAGAGGAGUUGGCAAAAGUCCCGCAUUGAUCUUUGUAAAGUUCACGACCUACUUAUAGAUUAUGUGUUUUGUGACACUCACUACUGUCUUCACCCUACUUUAGUCAGCAGCAGCCUAUUUUUAAUGAAGAACAUAGAGGAGUGUUUAGAAGCUAAUGAGGUGGGUAUUUUCUGUCAGUGGGAGCUGGUGGAGACCAAAAACAGAGCUAAAACAGGCUGAAGGUUGACAUUCCUUUAUCAGGGAACUGGAAACAGAACUUUGAUCGCUGAUUUAUAGUUUAUAGUUUAAAGUUAGCUAAAAUCACCAAGAGCCAAAAAUGUAUGAAGCCUUGUGUGAUAGUGAAGUAAUGUGGACUCUUAAUUAUUGGAGAAAGAAAGAAAGAAAGAAAGAAAGAAAGAAAGAAAGAAAGAAAGAAAGAAGACAGAAAGAAAUAGUAAGAAACAAAGAAAGUAAGAGAAAAAAUGAAAAAAGAAAAGAGAAAGAAAUAAAGAAGAAAUAAAAAAGAAAGAGAAAGGAAAAAGUAAGAAAAGGGAAAGAAAGAAAAAGAAGUAAAAGGAAAAAAGAAAGAAAGGAAAUAAGAGAAAGAAAGAAAAAGGAAAAACAACAGAAAAAGAAAGAAAAAAGGGAAAAAAAGAGGAAGAAACAAAGGAGGAGAGAAAAAGGAAAAGAAAUAAAGAAAGGAGGAAAAACAAAAAAAGGAAUAAAAAGAAAGAAAAAAGACAGAAGGAAAGAGUAAGAAACAAAGAAAGUAAGAGAAAAAAGGAAAAAGGAAAAAAAGGAGAGAAAGAAAGAGAAAACAGAAAGAAUGAAAGAAAAAGAAAUAAAAGGAAAAGAAAGACAGAAAAAAGAAGAAGAAACAAACAAACAAACAAAAAAGAAAGAAAAAGAAAGAAAAGAGAGAAAGGAAGAGGAAUAAAGAGAGAAAAAGGAAAAGAAAGAAAUAAAGAUAGAAAAACAAUUGAAAGUAAAAGAAAAAGCAAAGAAGAAAGAAAAAAGAAACAAACAAACAGAAAAGAUAAAGGAAAAAGGAAGAAAAAGAAAGAAAAAAGACAAAAACAAAUAGGAAGAAACAGAGAAAGAAAGAGAGAGAGAAAGAAAGAAAGAAAGACAGAAAAGACAUUUUUAUCGAGGUUCUAGUUUUGUGUUUUUCACAUCUGAUCUUUACAUCUCCCUGACGUCAGCGCUUUAAUACGUGGAAACACAGCGCAGCAGCAGCAGCAUCGGUGGGAGAGAAACCUCCGAGGAGCCAUACAGUGAAAGAUGUCUGCUGUUACAUAACGUAUAUUACUGUACAUCCCUCAGGCGCAAUGUUGCUAUAAAUCCAAAUAUUAUCCUGUGUUCUCACAGAUGCGCCAGGUGUCGCAUGACGGUGUGGCUGUGGGCAGUGAGACGGAGGGUGACGUUACCGGUUUGAGCUGAUGGAGUGAACAUCAAGUACAAGAACUCUGUCAACUUUUAACGUGACCGUACGAAUUAAACUGUAAAAGCGUCUUUUUUUUUUCUACUCAUAAUCAGAACAUGAUAUCCUUGUGGCGUUUGCAGAUGUCCACUUGAUAUGAAUAAAUUGUUCUGGUUUCUUCGCGGCUGACUAUAAAUCAUCAAUGCAGUUUUCCUCAAUGCAAACGUUUGUCCACAUCGUUUCAUGUACUUUCCCCUCUUUCAGGGUACAGAGUGUCCAUUUUUGCAGCUGUUAGUGUUGGUGCUUAUUUCUGCAUGUUUGCACAUGUUAAUCUGAGAGACCAUGUUUUUAAAUUUUACUCUUAAAAUCACAGGAUUGGUUUAUAUGCUCUGCCUUAAAUAAUCUUUAAAACCUCCAGAGAAAUAAGACGUUUUUUGCCCUUGUCAUUCUCCCUCUUUUAGCCCUGUAUAUCUCAUAAUAUUAACCCUCAUGGUCAGUCAGACUCGUGGCGGCUGCGGCUCAGUCGGUACAGACUGUCCUGUAUCGAACACCAGGUAGAAAAACGCCACAUCCAGCACAUUCUGUCUGCAAGGAAAAAGUGAUUCACUGCUCCUACCAAACGGUGGAAGAGGGGCGUUGCAGGGGGAGUAACUUCUCACUUACAAACAAAAUCAUUCAUCAAACCUCAUGUGCCCACCAGGAGACAUAAACUGUAUUACAGGCACAAUAAAACAUGGAGGUGAUGGAGAACAGACUGUAACAGCCAAAUAUGCCGAAAGACGGGAGCAGUGGAGUUAGGACGGACAUGAGGAACGGUCCAAAACGUGCAAGAAUCACCUAAAGUGGUCAUUUGACAAACAUAAAUGUGAAUAUUUCACAGUACCUGAUGCCAUCUGUUGUUUUUUUUAAGGGUUCUGGGCUCGAGAAGUGGGUAAGAUGAUCGGGUUCGACCACCCCACCAUCCCAGUGCAUCACCAGUACGUGGUGACGGCGACCGUCCCGGAGGUGAAGGCUCUGAAGAAGGAGCUGGCCGUCAUCAGAGACCUGGAGGGGUCGUACUACCUGCGCCAGGAGAGAGAUGGUCUGCUGUUCGGCCCGUAUGAGAAGAUGGAGAAGAUGGUGCUGCAAGACUCCUGGGUCAGGGAGGGGGUACCUCCAGGUCUGUCCUUCUGAGCGAGUGAAAAACUUUGACAUUGAAAUUUCCUUCAUUCCAGUUUUGGUGAGAUCAAGAGCCUCUCCUUCUUCCUCUGACUGCUGCAGGUUUUGGUAAGGAGCUGUUUGAGUCAGACCUCGACAGGAUCAUGGAGCACGUAGAGAUGGCGAUGGAGAUGAUCCCUGUGCUGAAGAACGCUGACAUCAUCAACAUUGUGUCUGGACCAAUCACAUACACCCCUGACCUGCUGCCCAUGGUUGGACCACACCAAGGAGUCAGGAACUACUGGUGUGCCAUUGGCUUUGGGUACGUGUUUGCCCCGCAGAGCUUUAUCUCUCAUUUUUUAAGGGCUGCAGGGCUUGAUACUAACUUUUUUCACAAGGACCACAUGUGCUCUUGAGUUGAAAAAUUGAAGAGCACGCAAAGAACUUUAGGGGCACAAUGAAAACUGAUUAAAUAAUGUUUGUUUUAUUCGUCGACAUAAGUACUAUUAUUUGAAAUCAAUUUUAAACCUUUUGGUCACGACAUUGAAGCUAUUGAAGAAAAUGUUCAAAAUUUGCACAAAAAGUAAGUACAAAUUUAACACAAAAAUCCUAUGAGGACAAAUUAGCGAAAUAAAGAGGUGUGUCAUAUUGGUUGACAUAAGUACUAUUAUAUAAAAUCAAUUUUCGGUCAAUUGGUCACGUGACAUGGAAGUUAUUGAAGGAGAACAGCCUUUUCUGAGAACAUCAACUGGUAAUUUAUUGAUGGUCCCUUAUUUAACACCCGACGUUGACAGCGAAGAUGCUGAGUAGAUUUAACUGCGCUGCUGUUGCUAUUCCCGGUUAUAGAGAGUGAGAAGACAGCGGUAGAUCCGCAGUGAAUGUCCAUCGAAUAUCUAACCUAAAGCUAACUUCACCGCCAUAUUUACAUGAAAAAACAUUUGUUGCCUUGGUUAAUUGUUUUUAUACGCACAUGUGCCCCUAAAUACAUUUUACGAUUGGCACACAUCUAUUUUUAGUUGCAAAUGUGAGUGAAAUGGUCGUACUGUCGAGCCCUGGGCUGAUUUUAACACUCAAAACCUGAUUUGUCCUCAGAUAUGGAGUCAUCCACGCUGGGGGUAUGGGCAAGUUCCUGAGCGACUGGAUCAUGAACGGGGAACCUCCUUACGACCUGGUGGAGUGCGACCCCAACCGAUACGGCACAUGGUCAGACAUACCUUACAUGUGCGCCAAGGCUCGAGAAUCCUACGGCUUCAACAACGUGGGUAAGGAAAACUCAAACUCUGAUCGGACAAAGGCCUCCUCUCUUCUCUCAAAGUCUAAACUCUACAUAUUCUUUCCAGUCGGAUACCCCAAGGAAGAGCGAUUUUGCGGUCGACCAACCAGCCGAACAAGCGGCGUUUACGAACUACUGAAGGACAAAUGCUCCAUGGGCUUCCACGCCGGCUGGGAACAGCCUCACUGGUUCUACAAACCCGGAGAUGACACCGGAUACAAGUAAGGCGUCCAUUUAGCUUUUCAUAAACAUCACUAAGUGCGAAAAUUGAAUUAUUGACGUGAACAUGUCCUCCUCCCCAAAACUAGGGGGCAGUAUAGGUCUUUCCAGUGGCACUGUUUCCGGACCUUUUUUAAAGAUGUCUCAUUCCCUCGUUUUGCGACCAUCCAUAUACUUUAAAAUGUCCAUUUCUGUCAGGACGGAAAGCAUAAUGGCACUCUCCGUGUCGUUCCAAUUCCAAUCACAUUAUCUGGGUGUCUUAGUCACAGUUCUCCGACUCCAAUCAGAGUUCUCAAAGUCCGAUUAUAGUCGGACUAAGGUGUUUACAUGCACUUCAGUUGUCUGGUCUUAAUCGGAGGAAGGCAAUAAUUCAGGAGUGUCAUGUAAAUGUACUGACUGUCACUUUAAUUUGUCUAUAUUACAAUGAGCUGUGUCAGGCGUGAGGAAGUAAACACUCAAACCAAGUCCGUCCUCACUCCUCUCGUAGCCUUCGUUUUGUUACUGUCUUCAGUUUAAUUGCAAACCUGCUGUUGCCGUCAUCCGACUUGCCGUGCCGCAUCCAUUAUAUAUGAUGACCCCUCAUUAUGGCGUCGUAAGGGAGACAGAGUUAAGGCUCAGCCAGCACAUACCAAUGCAUACAGGGAAAUGCGUCUAGUUGUUGUGCAAGGAUGUCAAAAUAAAUCCUGGAGGUCAGAGUGUUCCCGGGUAAAAAUGGGAUGAUUCCAGCCGAAGACAAACAAGUGUUCUCAUACAAAGCUCCCUGCCAGGCCUCUCAGCUCAGAGCAAAGACAAACUCACCACAGAUCAUUUCACAGGACCUGUAACUUCAAGCAGCAGCACAAGAGAGCCAUUUAGAUCCUGAGACACCACAUGGAAAGAACCCAACAGCUGCUGACAACACAUGCAGAUAGCUAUCAAAGACCGUACUGGGCCAUGUGCAGGAUUUGAAGUCACUGGAUACACACCGUAAAAACCACAAAGUCACAGAAUUUAUGAGACAAUCCAGCAAGUGUUGAGUCCGUCAGUGUUUGCAUACAUGCAUUACUCAAAUCUGUGAAAUCAGAGGUUUAUUCUUGAACAGCUUGGACAGCGAUGAUCUUACUGUGCAGCUGUUUUUCCUCAUUCUUCUUAAACUGAGGUUACAUUUUUAGGCUUAAUGCCGGCACAGCACCAGAUACUGGGAUGGUGACUUUUUUCAGGACCUGUUGGAUGCACCGACACACAAUAAUGAUUCAUAAUGUGUUUUGACAUUCAUGGUUUCCAGAUGAUGAACCCUGAUCCUCUACUAAAGAUGUGGCCUACAUAUGUGGUUUUGACUUGAAAACAACCGAUGAAUCAGCUCAUUGAUGGUGUUUUGAAAUGAUCUGUAUCUGUCAUUGCCUGCGCUCAUGAAGUCAGUUAAAAGUAUCUGCAGACACUUCUGCCUUCAGCCUCUGCUGUUGAACAAUGUUAACAACACUAGGGCUGCAACUAUUGAAUAUUUUAGUAAUCGAGUACUCUACCGAAUAAUCCAUCGAUUAAUCCAGUAAUCUGAUAAGACUUAAUUUUUUAAUUGUUAAAGUGCAAUUAUUAAUAUACAAGAGAAAAUAAGACAUUUAACGUAAUAACAAUAACAGAAACAAGAACUGUGAAACAAGCGUGUGUGUUAGCAGAUUGCGAUGCUCGUAAGAAAGAAAGCUAAUUAUGAUAUAAACUUUCAUCAUGUCCCCAAAAUGUCAGAGAGCUGAAUAGCUCCUAUGUUACCUGCUUCUGCUACUAAACCAGCAACGUAAGGCUACAAGCUAGCAUGAAGUGGAGUGUGCAGAGCAGCACUGUCUCCGCCCAUGACUCAGAGGCGAAGUGCUAAUGAGCGACUGGAGCGCUGCAGAAGAAAAGCCCCUCUCAUCAUUCAUUUUUUCUGCUCCGCGAUACCAAAACUGCGAGCGAUAUUUUUUUUCAUAGGAUGGUAGGGGAAGGUCCCGCUUUCUUAGCCUCUGAUUGGCUAGAAGUGCUGGGCUCCGAUUGGUUAUUCCUUAUGGCUGUGAAACGUCAUUGUCUGUCUGGUUAGGGUUAGGAGAUUCAGAAUUGCGAUAAUGUUCUGUAAUGUUCUGUUUGAUGUACAGAGUCGACAGCCUGCACUCGGCUUGAGUGUGUGAUGAUGUUUCCAGCUUUUCUAGCCAAUCAGAGGCAAAGGAGGCGGGACCUUCCCCUACCAUCCUACAAAAAAAAUAUCGCAAACCGCGCUUACACCUCCUUCUACCUUGGUGACGCAAACACGUUGUCACCUUGAAAAUAAUCAGUGCGAAACAGUGACGAUUUGACUUUAUAAACCAGUACUCAAGGCAGAGAAAAUUCCUCAAUCAUAUUUUGUAAUCAAGGUACUCGAGCAAUUGAUUUAUCCCUCAACGACACCUGAAAUAAAAGUAUGUUUUCCCAUCCUAAAUGACAGUAUAUCAAGUCUUUUACAUUGGGCUCAUCAUGUCUUAAGGUGCUGCAUAAAGUCUGCGGUCCCUGGGCAAGAAAGCUAAAAUCUUACAAUACAAACGAUUGUUAGAUUUAUAGAUAUUAGCAUGUAGAAGCAGCACGCAGAUCAAGAGCGACACUUUCCAGGCAACAAGAAGCAGCUUACUCCAUCACUUUAAACAAUAUCCUUCCAUUGUACCUUCACAUCGGUUCUGCGUUAUACAAUACCACCAAUAAAAAGAAGUGUUAGAAAUUGGUGUUGGUAAGGUUUGUACCAAUUAACACAUCAGACUAAGAUAUAAAGAGUCCAUUGUUUUUGUGUUGUGUUCAGGCCCAGUUUCAGACGCACCAACUGGUUUGCACCGGUUGGCAGAGAGUGCAAACUAGUGAUGGAGAAGGUGGGAGUGAUCGACUUGACACCUUUUGGCAAGUUUAUAGUGAAGGGGAGAGACUCACACAAGCUGCUGGACCGCCUGUUUGCCAACACCAUGCCAAAGGUAGAGCUCACGCACACGUCUUUAUAAACUUCUCGCCUGUUGUUCCUGUAAUUUUGUGCACAAUGGUUGAUUAUCCAUCACGGAAAAACCAGAGUAGACCUCCUUAUCACAGGGCUUCACUAACUGUCUCCCUCUUUGUGUGUUCAGGUGGGUCUGACUAACAUCAGCCACAUGUUGACGCCCAGUGGGAGAGUCUUCGCUGAAGUCACCAUCACCCAGCUGUCUCCAGGAGGGUUCCUGCUCAUCACAGGCUCCGGGUCGGAGCGUCAUGACCUCAGGUAAAACUUGAUCUCAACACAAGAUGAUAAUCACUUCAUUAACCAGGGUUGACAUUUAAACAUGAUAUGGAGUCCUAAUUGUCUAUGUUUGUCCAGUUAUUUUUAGUCUCUGAAUUCAUUUCCCAGAUAUGAUUAAAGGUGAUAUUUUCCGUAAUGCUUCAUAUAUAAAAACACAAGUCUUCUGGAUGAGUGAGAUACGCUGAUAUUAUGUGAAACGAUAUAUAAAACUGAAUGGGAGGAUAAGGAAACAAAACAAUACGAUACAAUGAUACAGGCAUUAAAAUAAUGCAGCUUUAAAGUACAAAUUAGUAUGAUUCAAUUUAUUAUGAUACAAAACAAUAUAUAAUACCCAAAUUAACAAUAUGAUACAAUACAGUACAAUAUGAUAUUAUAAAUUCAAUAAGAUACGAUAUGAUGCGAUAGGAUACGAUAAAAUAUGACAUGAUAGAAAACGACAUGAAGGAUAUGGUUCUAGAAAAUAUGAUAAAUUAUGAUGCAAUCCAAUGCGAUAAAAUACGGUAUGGUAAAAUACUGUAAAUUACGAUAUGAUAAAAUACAAUACCAUAAAAUACAAUAUGGUCAAGUAUGAUAUGAUAAAAUACGAUACGGUAAAAUGCAGAAAGUUACAAGACAAUGCGAUUGGAUGUUAUACGAUAAAAUAUGUUAAGGUACUGUUUGAUAAGAUAAAGUACGAUACGAUAAAAUACAAUACCAUAAAAUAGGACACGCUAAAGUAUGAUACGAUAAAAUAUGAUACGAUACAAAAAGGUAAGUUACGAGACGAUGCGAUUGGGUGUUAUACGGUAAAAUAUGUUAUGCUACGAUAUGAUACAAUAAAAUAUGAUACAAUAAAGUAUGAUACAAUAAAAUAGGAUAGGAUAAAGUGUGAUAAGAUAAAGUACGAUACGAUAAGAUAUGAUACAAUGAAGUACGACACGAUAAAGUACGAUACGAUGAAAUGCGAUACAGUAAGUUAUGAUACGAUUAUAUACAAUUUGAUUCGAUACUUUGAUGUAUGAUAAAAUAAGAUAUGAUAUGAUGCGAUAUGAUAUAGUUAAAAUAAGAUAUGAAAAAAUAGGAUACAAUCAAAAUUAAAAUUGUUCAUUUUGAUGGCAGGUCUGGAUGCAGCAGGUCCAGCUUCUGUCAUCUAUUAAACAGGGAUGACAUUUUUUGUUUUCAAAGAUGAAUAUGUGAGCAAAAUUUAAAUCUGUCACCGGAUUUUGUUUCCCAUAAUGCAUUGCGAGACCUCUGCUUAUCAACUUGGUUGACAGGAUUUCAUUUAUUUAAACUUCUACUUUUAUUAGAAAUCAACUAUUUUCCAAUGCAUUCAAAUAGCUUUUGCAGCAGAGUUUCAAGCAGGAGAGUUUCUUUUAGUUUUCAAUAAUCCCACAGUAUCCCUACAGCAAAAUAGGACUGCUUGAAUAGGACAUAAGGAGUCUCUUUAAUAUGCAUGACAGAGCUAACACCUUAAAGCCAGACAGUGAAAAUAGGCAAUAUAGAAGAACCAGCUGAUUACUUGAUACUCAAACUCAAUGUGUUGUAUUUUCUGAAUAGCUACACUCCAAGAAUCGUCUGUUUUGAUGCUCUGUUUCCAGGAAGAUACUCAAGUUCUCUUUCAUUCAAACCUGAGCUGAAGCUUAAACUCAGUCUGUGCUGAAAUUAAAUUCCCUCACAGUCAGUUUUAUACGGCAGAAACCGAAAACCUCUGAGCAGCUGUCAACAAAACGCCCCUGCAUUUGCUCCAAUCAGGACGCGGCACAUUAGACCGACUCACUCACUAAAAAGUAACUCCUCUCUGGACAAAAUCAUUACAAGCUGUGUAGCAGCCUCUAGUGGGCCGUUCAGGGAGGUGGAAUACACCUCAGACACCUGGGUACAAAUCAGGGUGAAAAUUUGGUGAUUAUGUUUAUCCUUUAAAAAAUUAACUUUUGAUUGCAUGUAUGUUUGCUCGCUGUUUGCAUUAAAACUGAUGCAACUGGGGAUGCAGUUAUAACAAAAGUCUUCCUCUGUUCAUCGAACUCAGGUGGAUUGAGGCCGAGGCUGCAGACGGUGGAUACGAUGUGGACAUCACAAAUGUCACAGACGGUAUCGGUGUGCUGGGCGUCGCAGGACCGAACUCUCGCAGCGUCCUUCAGAAACUGACAGACGAGGAUAUGAGUGAUGCAGGAUUCAAAUUCCUCCACUGCAAGUCCAUCCAGCUGGCAGGUCUUCCCGUACGGGCCAUCAGGAUCUCCUACACAGGUACUAGACACUACCUCUGCAAAAUCCUCGAUACUGGUUCCAAGUUCCUGUUGUUACAAACUUGAGAUGUGUGUUUGUGUUCAGGUGAGCUGGGUUGGGAGUUGUACAUCGACCAGAAGAACAUGGCUGCUGUGUACCAGGCCAUAAUGGGGGCUGGAAAAGAUGAAGGAAUCGACAAUUUCGGGACCUAUGCCAUGAACUCCCUCAGACUGGAGAAGGGCUUCAGAGGCUGGGGAGCAGAGGUGCUAACACUCACACGAGAAAGACCUCAAAACAAACAUGUCAUUAACAUAACAGCCAAACCACAGGGAGCAGGAGUGAUGGAUGAAAUUAUCCUGUUGGACCUGAAUACUCAUGAGAAUAUCUUACUUUUUCAGAUGAACUGUGACACCAACCCUCUGGAAGCUGGUCUGGACUAUUUCAUCAAAAUGAACAAGGUAACCGUCAAAGGUCUCAUUAUUUCAUCCUCAACAAAGAUGUGACUUUAUUUUAUGCAAUGUGUAUUUCCAGGGAACCUCAAAGCUGCUGGUUGCAAUAAAAUGACGUCUAAUUACUUAUCAAAAAGUCAUGUGAGUUUAGAAUUUGAGGUCUAAAAAGUCCUAUUUUUUAGAAACCAAUAUCAGACUCUGACUUUUCUCUGGGCAUUUAUUUGAUCAAAGUUAGUCUUCCUGAGCCUGUAACUAGACCCACUUCCUUAGCAACAGUCUGUUAUUUGUUACUGCUAUCAAGAAAUAACAGACCACUGCUUUUUACUGUUGCCAUGCAUUCGCCCAAUCAGAAUCAAGUGCUUAAAGCAAUUAGGUAAGGAGUUUUAAAGAACAGGUCUUUGCUUUAUUCUUCAUCCAGCCCGCAGAUUUUAUCGGCAAAGCAGCUCUUCAGGAGAUUAAGGCGAAGGGCCUGAGAAGGAAGCUUUCCUACAUCACCCUGGACACAGACGACAUCGACCCCGAAGGCAAUGAGACCGUCUGGUACAAUGGAAAGGUAAAUCAGCCAUAGUUAAAAGGAUAUUCUGGCGUAAAAUUAAUUUAGGGUCAAACACACCACAACACCGAGUUAGACAACCCCUCGAGAGAUGAAUGUUGCCGACUGCUUGCUUCUCUAGUUAUACCAACUUUAGUAACGACCGAAGGAUAGCAAUACACAGCUGUCUGAGGAGCCAUAAACAAACCUCAACCAAAACGCCACUCUAUAGCCACAAAUAAUGCUCAGAACAGCACCUAACUUCAUCAACAGUACUUAUAGGGUCCCAGCCAGAGCACUAGCCACCAAACAUCUUUUUAACUUUGCCUGAUUUCUUUAGCAAAGAGACUGAACACAACUCACCUACUCUCUUCCAGCAGCCGCUUGUUUGUAGCGAGACCUCAGGCCAGUUCAUUACGGACUACAGCGGGGUGACGCAGCUCAAGGAAGAACAUUUAUGAUCAUUUCUUUAUCAUUUCCUUGAAGUAAUAAUCACCAUAUUAAUCAUUUGGCACUUCAGAAGCGGUAGUUCUUCUGCCUUAGCGUCUCGGUCUGAUUACAUAUCAAUGAAGAAAUGAUCAUACGUGUUCUUCAUUGAGCUUUGUGACCCCGCUGCAGUAAGUAUUGGACUGGCCCAAGGUCCCGCUACAAACAAGCGGCUGCUGGAAGAGAGUAGUAGGUGAGUUGUGUUUAGUCUCUUUGCUAAAGAAAUCAGGCAAAGUUAAAAAGAUGUUUGGUGGCUAGUGCUGUGGCGAGGACUGUAUAUGUACUGUUGAUGAAGUUAGGUGCUGUUCUGAGCAUUAUUUGUGGCUAUAGAGUGGCGUUUUGGUUGAGGUUUGUUUAUGGCUUCUCAGAUAGCUGUAUAUUGCUAUCCUGCGGUCGUUACUAAAGUUGGUAAAACUAGAGAAGCAAGCAGUCGGCAACAUUCAUCUCUCAAUGGGGUGUCUAACUCAGUGUUACAUUGUGUCUGACCCUAAAUUAAUUUUGUGCCGGAAUAUCCCUUUUAAGACAUCAAAUUCAGCUUUAUUAUUUUUUGUUAUUUUGUUUUAACUUUUAACUUUACUAUCCUUAUCAGGUUGUCGGCAACACGACAUCUGGAGCGUUCAGUUACAGCUCUCAGCAGAGCCUGGCGUUCGCCUACCUCCCUCUAGACCUUUGCUCCGUGGGUCAGAAGGUCGAGGUCGAGCUGCUGGGGCGGAAAUACCCCGCCAUGGUCAUCCAGGAGCCGUUAGUUCUCACCGAGCCCACACGGACCCGUCUGCAGAAGAAGGCCAAGAGCAAAGCGUAAAGAAGCCCGGCCAAUGAAGAACGGUUUUCGCUCUGAUGGAUGAAUUGAAGUCUUAUUUUGAAAAAACAACAGUGUGUGGUCCAUGUUCUGAACUGUUGGUGGCUCUACAGCCUCCUUUUCCUGUGCGUCUCUUAAUGAGGAGGAAGUUAAAGAAGGAGUCAGCGUCAGAGAGCUCAGUGCAUCUUAUGAAAAAGGGAAAGAAAUUUAGAUUUUUCUUGAAGCACAAAGUCUUACACGGUUUGAAGAGUGAUUGACUUUCUGUAAUUCCAUGAAUGGAUGUUAAUGUUUUUGUAGGUCAACAUUUGGGCAUUACAUGUAAAGGGAGCUCGGUUCUUGAAACAGAAAUGCCCUCUGUGUUUAUAGACAUUUCAAAAAAAUAAAUAACAGUGUGAGAGUUUACAAUCACAAGAACUUUAAGACUGUGACAAAUGUAAGAAAAACAUCGACACUAGUUACCUACAGAAACAAAGUGCUCACUGAGUUGUAUAAAGAUUGUUUUAUAAAUCUGUUUUGUAUCGAUAAUAUGUGAUUAAAUCAGUUUACAUUGAUAAUUAAAGCAAUGCACUUGCUGUCCUGUA